Messenger RNA from Mercenaria mercenaria, 1002 nucleotides. Its product is annotated as nucleoredoxin-like protein 2. Gene Ontology annotation, biological process: sensory perception; photoreceptor cell maintenance. The record is from RefSeq and is a predicted model, not a curated record. The transcript has 3 exons. The coding region runs from base 148 to 792 and encodes 214 amino acids. NCBI's taxonomy places the organism in Eukaryota, Metazoa, Mollusca, Bivalvia, Venerida, Veneridae.
ACAUGGAAUACAACCGUACCCACACCGGUACCCCGGGUAACACUGUAAACACAUCCCACAAAGCAUUGCAUGUAAACAAACACAUGUGUACUUUCGGUUUUAAAGCAGUUCAAAAGAGGAUCGCCUGGCAGCAGUUCAUACAUCAAGAUGGAUCUUUUUAGGGAUAAAUACUUAGUUACCAAGGAAUACUUUGAGAAAAAACCAGUCACGCCGGAAGAAGAGACUCUCACCCAGCAGCUGAACCUCACUCCACUUGACAAAAAGGAGGAGGAGAAUGAAGAAGAGAAAGAAGUUCCGGGUCGCGUGCUGGGCCAGGAGGCGUUACAGGGCAAAAUUGUGGGAAUAUACUUUUCCGCCAGUUGGUGUCCACCUUGUCAGCAGUUUAUACCACUGUUGUGUAAUAUGUACGACGAACUCUUGAACAGAAAAGCAAACUUUGAAGUUGUUUUUCUAAGUUUUGAUAAAACGGCAGAAGACAUGGAGUCAUAUUUCCGACAGAAACAUAGAGAUUGGUACGCCCUUCCCUUCGAUGAUCCAUUCAAGGAUGAAUUGAAAGCCAAGUAUAAUGUGACAGCGGUACCUAAAUUCAUCAUCAUUAACAAAGAUGGAGAAGUGAUUUCAUUAAAAGGCCGAAAGGAAGUUCAAGAUAAGGGGGUGAUAGCUUUCCGAAACUGGGCUCAAGCCUCCAGUAUAUACGAGGCUAAACAGUCCCAGAAUCAGACAGUGGCUGAAAACAAUAACACGGAAGGAAGCAAGGAGAAGGAUGAGGACGAAAACGAGGCUGCGACGUGAUUUUCUGAUCAGAAACAGAUGUGUUUAUGUUUCUUUCGAGACACAUGUAUUCUUGUUUGUGAAAUGUUAUUCGUGUGUUUAGUUUCGGUUCCUCCUGAGACAAUAGCCAAAUUUCACGCUAGACAUCAAACAUGGAGGGUAAUAGAUUCACUCCAAGCAAAAUGCCAUUUUUAUAACCGGUAGUAAAAGUUGUGUUCCAUUUUAGGUUGU